Messenger RNA from Penaeus chinensis, 764 nucleotides. RefSeq lists its product as uncharacterized. The transcript has 4 exons. Lineage: Eukaryota; Metazoa; Arthropoda; Malacostraca; Decapoda; Penaeidae. The record is from RefSeq and is a predicted model, not a curated record. The coding region runs from base 288 to 764 and encodes 158 amino acids.
ACUCGUGGCGCGCGAACCCUCGACGGGUCGGAAUGUAAUUUAAUUUCCAGUGUCAAAACUUAUAAGCUUAAAUAACGAUAUUAUAAACUGAUGCCGGCAUAUCUAGGGGCCACGUCCUUAUGAGAAAAACACUCGCUCGCCGCCUGGUUCAACUUUCCUGCAGGUUUUCCUCGUAUUAUACGCAGAAGGAAAGACUGAAAUAUAUGCAGUUUUGCACUCGCUGUACCCGGAAAGAGCGAGCAUUGACGGCGACGCUGUAGAGCCACGGAAAAAAAAUCAGCGUCGACAUGAAGCCUUUGGACUCGUCGACAGGGCGUGGAAAGGCGCUGAGGUUAGCCGUCACGGGGCUGAUCGCAUUGGCUUCCGUCCAUUAUAUUUCGUCCAUCUCUUCUGAAACCGCAUCGCAAUUAGAGGCCCAGACCAAGUUCUCCUUUCGCAAUCCGUACAGCAGAAGACAAGUCGAGAAGAGAGGCCAAGUCCAAAAGCCGACACGUAGGACUUUGCACAAUCCAUCCAGAAAAAAGCCAGUGCCCCGCGUAAAGAUUCUGAACAUCACAAGUUUCUCUGGAAUCGAUCAAAAUAACCCGGGUCUUGUCGCCUACGUCCGCCAACGCAUGCGGUCUCCGGCUCCGACGUCGCAGCCCUACAACCUUCUGAACCCUGAGAAGACCGACUUCUCCCAGUGUAACCAGAGCGCCUAUGCCGAUAAAGAAUUUCUUCACGGGAUGUGGUUCUUAACCGUUUUACUAUCAAACCUCCACUAG